Messenger RNA from Octodon degus (degu), 942 nucleotides. Its product is annotated as olfactory receptor 24. Gene Ontology annotation, biological process: G protein-coupled receptor signaling pathway. Bases 1 to 942 code for a protein of 313 amino acids. Gene Ontology annotation, cellular component: membrane. The record is from RefSeq and is a predicted model, not a curated record. The transcript has a single exon. Lineage: Eukaryota; Metazoa; Chordata; Mammalia; Rodentia; Octodontidae. Gene Ontology annotation, molecular function: olfactory receptor activity; G protein-coupled receptor activity.
AUGGAAGCACAGAACAAAACCAGCGCAUCUGAAUUCAUCCUCCUGGGACUGGCUGAAAUGCCAGAACAAGAAACUCUGCUCUUUUCUCUGUUCCUCUGCAUGUAUGUGGUCACAGCUGUAGGGAACCUGUUGAUCAUUGUGGCCAUCAGCUCAGACUCCCGCCUGCACACUCCUAUGUACUUCUUCCUGGCCAAUCUCUCCUUGGUUGAUCUCUGCCUGGCUACCAAUACUGUUCCUAAGAUGCUGGUGAGCAUCCAAACAAAAAACAAGUCUAUCUCCUACUCUUGUUGCCUGACCCAGAUGUACUUUUUCCAUUUCUUUGGAAUCAUGGACAGUGUCUUAAUAGCUGUGAUGGCUUAUGACCGUUUUGUAGCCAUUUGUCAUCCCUUACACUAUACCACCAUCAUGAGCCCAUGGCUCUGUGGACUGCUGGCUGGCAUCCCAUGGGUGCUUUCCUGUUUCAUCUCCCUCACCCAUAUCCUGCUGAUGGCCCACCUGGUUUUCUGCAGCAACAAUGAACUUCCCCACUACUUCUGUGAUCUCACUCCCCUUCUCCGGCUUUCUUGCACAGACACAACUGUGAACAAGAUCUUUGUGCUCAUUGUGGCAGGAAUGGUGAUAGCAUCACCCUUCAUCUGUAUUCUGGCCUCCUAUGCUCAAAUCAUCAUGGCCAUCAUGAAAGUCCCUUCUGUGGGUGGUAGGAAGAAAGCCUUCUCCACCUGCAGUUCCCACCUUUCUGUAGUAGCUCUCUUCUAUGGAACCACCAUUGGAGUGUAUCUCUGUCCCUCCUCGGUCCGCACAGCUGUGAAGGAAAAAGCUUCUGCUGUGAUGUACACGGCAGUUACUCCAAUGUUAAACCCUUUUAUCUACAGCCUCAGGAACAGAGACCUGAAGGAGGCCCUGAGGAAGCUCAUUGCCAGAAAGGUCACACCAUCUUCUUGA